GUCCCGGCCGAGAUCAUCAAGAUCGUGGCCGUCCUCAUGAGCACCGCCGGCAUCAGCGACGUCCGCCCCGGCCGCCAGGCUGACAACAACCACACGGUCAGCCAGGACGUAGAGCUCUACCUGACCAAGAACGACCUGCCCGGCGGCUUCACGCUCGUCGCGCGCAGCGGGCGCGUGCUGCAGGAGCUGGUGAUCGAGACCAGCCUGUCGCGGGACGACAUGAAGAAGGCGCUCACGCGGGUGCUCAGCCGCGUGCGCUGA
This is a messenger RNA of Monoraphidium neglectum, 261 nucleotides long. RefSeq lists its product as hypothetical. The annotation marks the transcript as partial. Lineage: Eukaryota; Viridiplantae; Chlorophyta; Chlorophyceae; Sphaeropleales; Selenastraceae. The transcript has a single exon. The record is from RefSeq and is a predicted model, not a curated record.